AUGGCCACGUCAAACUCUUUUGACCCGAUCGGAGGGCGCAACGUGCUGGCAGGAAGUCAGUUCAAUAACACAACAAUUAAUUUCGGUGACCAGAAAGAUUCCCUUCACGAUGCCCAAGCCGCCUGCCAGGCGAUCCACUUCCCGCGCAACAAUGACUUUGUCCGGCGCAGCGGCAUUUCCGCGCAGCUCGAGCGGCUACUCCCGCCCCGGACCGAAUACCAGAGCGCGGCGCUAUGGGGACUCGGCGGAGCGGGCAAGACGCAGCUAGCGCUCGAAUAUGCAUACGGCCGAUGCGCCAACGACUCCUCCUGCUCCGUGUUCUGGGUCCACGCCGAUACCGAGACGUCGUUUGCACAAGACUACAAGUGGAUCGCGACAAAGCUGAGAUUAGCAGGCGGCCUUGAUGGCAAUGAGCUGCUAAAGGCCGUGCGUGCUGCCAUCGAGGGGCUGCCGCAUUGGGUCAUGGUGCUUGAUAAUGCGGACGACUUGUCGCUGUUUGGGGUCAGGCGGAACCCAAGGCUCGCACGCGGUAGUGCCACGGAUGGUGCCGGCAACGGUGCCAGCGAUGGUGGUGUCACUGACUUGUCCGCUUACAUCCCACGAGGCAACACUGGGACAGUGCUGUGGACCAGUCGAGAUCAGCAGAUUGUGGGCAGCCACGUGGGACCGGGACACGGCAUCAACGUGGUUCGCAUGACUGAUGCAGAAGCCGAGAGUCUGUUUCAGGCCAUGUCAGUCCUCGAGAUACACGAGGGAGACGAAGGCCACGGCGAUCUGCUACGACUACUAGCCGAGCUGGGCUGGCUUCCGCUCGCCAUCAGCCAGGCUGCGGCCUACAUCCGGCGAACAAAGAUAUCGAUCGGCGAGUAUGUCGAGAGGAUCCAGCAGAGGAAGAAGCGGCAGAAGAUACUAAAGAGGUCAGAGCAUGAUCGCCAUCGCAGACCAGAAGUAUCGAACAGCGUAUUGGAGACUUGGGACAUUUCGAUGGAGUAUAUCAAGAGGGAGAACAGAAUGGCGUAUGAUAUCCUAGCGGUGCUCGCCUAUGUGGAUAACCAGAAUAUCCCGUAUGCAAUCAUGGCCAGGAUAGCGGAGAUGCGGGACGAUGAGAAGAGCGAUAAUAUUGACGAGGAGAUAAGCAGCCCAGGUUUUAUCUCCAGGGGCGGAUCCGAAAGCAAUGGUAGAGAAAGCAGAAAUAGCGAUGAGUCCGACAGCGGCGAUGACAACGCAGGCGACAGCGAAGACGACAGCGAAGACGACAGCGAAGACGACAGCGAAGACGACGAUGACGAUGUGAUAGAGGCACUCGCUCGGCUUGAAGAGUUCUCUUUCGUCACUUUGCGCCCAGUGCAGACUAGCCGCAAAUCUCAUGGUGACCGAGUUUAUGACAUGCACAAGUUAGUGCAGGAGGCGAUCUUGUACCAUCUGCAUAUACAAAAUGCCAAGAGCCAGAUGGAGGCACGGUCCGCGAAAAUGGCAUUCGAAAUAACAGACAUGCUAUUCCCCGAACAGUGGCACCGUCAAAACUGGGACUGGUGUGAACAGAUGCUGGGACAUGCACAGCGGGUAGGCGAAUGGGCACGACUUCACGACAAAGGGGAGGAAGUUGCAUACUUUUUGUUCAGAAUAUCGGAUUAUUUAUGUGACAGGGGGAGAUGGAGAGAGAGGGAGAUGGUCGAUAUGGCGAUGUCUAAGCUUUGCGAGAGGAUCUUGGGUGAGAGCCAUCCGCACACGCUUAUUGCUCGAUCGAGGCUAGGAGUAUCGAUUCAGCGAUUGGGGAGGCAGAGGGAGGCGGAGAAAAUCCACGCGGAAAUACUGUCACUGCGGCGCGAGAUCCUAGGAGAUAAACAUCCAAAUACAAUCGAAAGUAUGGUAUCUCUUGCAGCGACCUACUUCAAGCAGGGGAGUAUGGCGUCUCUUGCGGCGACGUACGGUAAGCAGGGGAGGUAUAAGGAGGCGGAGAAAAUGCAUAUGGAAGUGCUAUUAUUGCGGCGCGAGAUCCUGGGAGAUAGAUAUCCAGAUACGAUCGAGAGUAUAUCGUCUCUUGCGACGACGUACCAUAAGCAGAUGAGGUAUAAGGAGGCAGAAAAGAUGGAAACAGAAGUGCUGUUACUGCGACGCGAGAUCCUGGGAGAUAAACAUCUAGAUACGAUCUGUAGUAUGGCGGAUCUUGCGGCGACGUACUUCUGUCAAAUGCGAUAUGCCGACGCCGAGCGUAUUGAAGUGGAGAUUCCAAAACUGCGCCAACAAAUACUUGGAUCCAAACACCCGGAUACACUCCAAGCCAUGGAUAACCUAGCUGAUACAUAUUACGCCCAGGAAAAAUACCAGGAGGCAGAGGAGAUUUACGUCAAAUUGGUGCAAAUGCAACGGGAAGUCUUGGGAGAACAACACCCAGAUACGAUCAAGAGUGUGUCGCGUCUCGAUGCAUGCCGGCGUGCUCUGGAAGCAUUGCUCAAGACUGACAGUGACGCGGGAAGUGACCUGGGAAGUGAUAUAGAAACUAAUGGUGUUUCAGUAGCAGGACUAUCACUUGAGUAA
Pestalotiopsis fici W106-1 is the source of this 2538-nucleotide messenger RNA. RefSeq lists its product as uncharacterized. The record is from RefSeq and is a predicted model, not a curated record. NCBI's taxonomy places the organism in Eukaryota, Fungi, Ascomycota, Sordariomycetes, Amphisphaeriales, Sporocadaceae. Bases 1 to 2538 code for a protein of 845 amino acids. Gene Ontology annotation, molecular function: protein binding. The transcript is spliced from 3 exons.